Rhizopus microsporus ATCC 52813 is the source of this 1493-nucleotide messenger RNA. RefSeq lists its product as uncharacterized. The transcript is spliced from 8 exons. The record is from RefSeq and is a predicted model, not a curated record. Gene Ontology annotation, molecular function: protein binding. Bases 185 to 1294 code for a protein of 369 amino acids. Lineage: Eukaryota; Fungi; Mucoromycota; Mucoromycetes; Mucorales; Rhizopodaceae.
GUGAGAAAAAGUUUAUUUCUUUUCUUUCUUAUUCAUGAAAAUAAUACUGCUUUUUCUAUUCCAUUUUACACUUGUAAAUGCUAUUAUACCUUCAUCAAGAUAUAACGGAGGCUGUACUUUAGUAAAUCAAAAGAUAUAUUGUUAUGGAGGAACGUCAGAUCAACGACCCACAUCCGACCAUUAUAUGCUUGACCUAAGUCAAGAUUUUACUCUCAACACAGCUAUAAAUAAUUGGCAAAGUAUAUCCUCUCCUGAUUUUGUUCUGGAACCAAACAGCCUAUUUUCAAUUAUAUCUCUGAAUCACAGUUAUUUGAUCCACGGUGGACUGGGCUAUGGUUCAAGUCAGCAAUACAAAAAAAAUAUUACUGUGCUUUUUGAUACAACCAAUCUCUCUUGGACUACAAUAGCAGAUAAUAAAACGCUUCCAAGCCGUGAGGGUUCAGCUACUUUAGAUACCUUGGGUCGUGCUUGGCUUUGGGGCGGGUUAAGUGACAAUACAUCAUCGCCAAAUAUAACUACAACAAUCUACCAUAAUGAAUUGACCGUAUUAAACACUCAAAACUUCACUUGGUCCUUUCCUAAUAACCAAACAAACAGCACAUCCAAAGUGCCAUCGUUUGUGCGUCCUAGAUUAGAACACACAGCUACACUAACCCAAUCAGGAAACUCAAUUUAUUUCAUUGGAGGCUUGGAAGUAACAGAAGAUGACACGAUUGUUCCUGCAGCAAUGGAUGAAAUAUUAGAGUUUGAUCUGAUCAAUUCAACCUGGAAAAUGCACAAGACAUCGAAUAAAACGGUUCCAUCACAUCGAAGACUUCAUUCUGCAACGCAAAUACCAAAUUCUGAUCUUAUACUAAUGUAUGGAGGUUCAUUUACAGAUUCCCCCAAGGUGGUGUCUGAUUAUAUUUAUCUUUUGAAUACGACUUCAUUUGAAUGGUCUAUGGUGAACAUUACCAACUCAGAUCAAGGAGCUGGACCGCGGUUUGGACAUUCAGUUGUACUAUAUAAAAAUCACUCUCUGUUCAUUAUUUUUGGUGUUGAUACAUUUGGAUUAGCCAGAAAUGAUUUCUUUUUACUAGACAUUGGCAAUUGGCAAUGGGUUACAGGAUUCAAAACAAGUGAUGAAUAUCAAGCGACUGUCGUCCCUUCCUCUAGUUCUAAAUCUGUAGAGCCUAAGCCAUCUGUAACAAGCAGCACCAUUCAACAGGGAUCUGCCACUAGUGGUGGCUCAAAGCAUGUUGGUCACAUAUACUCUAUAGUCAUCCCACUCCUUGCUUUCUUACCUUUUUUUUGAAAGCUUUGGACUAUAAUAAUAAAUUAGCAACUGCUGAUGUGGUGCUCAACCAUAACAGCUAAACUAUACAGGGGCAAUCAUUGACAAUUAUUCGAUUUGUAAUGAAUGUAUUUAUAAAAUAACUGGAAGAAAUGCUUCUAUAAUACCGAUAGUAAUCGUAUUAAAUGAAUGGUGUUGCACUUGUACCUGAAUACACUCC